AGGAAGGAGGGGACAGCGCCACAGAGGCCACGAGGCCAAACCCUGGCGGGCCUCUGGGACCGAGGGGCCCUGCGGCGCCCAGGUAGGACACCUCUCCUGGGGGGUCCUGGGAGGCUGAGGAGCUUCGAGGAGCUUACGGGAGCGCCCCCUGCUGAUGCCGCCUGGGGUCUCUAUGGCCUCGCUGAGCCGAGCUCUGCGUGUGGCCGCCACGCGCCCCCCUCGGAGACCCGCGCAGGGCCUGGGGCCACGGCCCCUGACCUCGGGGGCGGGCACCACCACGGAGAAGAGUGUGCCCUACCAGCGGACGCUGAAGGAGGCCCAGGGCUCCUCGGCGGUGGCCCAAGGCCCAAGCCGGCCCCUGCCCAGCUCGGCCAGCGUCGUGGUCAUCGGCGGAGGCAGCCUGGGCUGCCAGACGCUGUACCACCUGGCCAAGCUGGGCGUGAGUGGGGCUCUGCUACUCGAGCGGCAGCGCCUGACCUCCGGGACCACCUGGCACACGGCAGGCCUGCUGUGGCAGCUGCGGCCCAGCGACGUGGAGGUGGAGCUGCUGGCCCACACGCGGCGCGUGGUCAGCCAGGACCUGCAGGCCGAGACCGGGCUGCACACGGGCUGGAUCCAGAACGGGGGCCUGUUCAUCGCGUCCAACCGGCAGCGCCUGGAUGAGUACAAGAGGCUCAUGUCGCUGGGCAAGGCCUACGGUGUGGAGUCCUACGUGCUGAGCCCGGCGGAGACCAAGGAGCUGUACCCGCUGAUGAACGUGGACGACCUGUACGGGACCCUGUACGUGCCGCACGAUGGCACCAUGGACCCUGCCGGCACCUGCAGCACCCUCGCCCGGGCCGCCACCGCCCGCGGGGCACAGGUCAUCGAGAACUGCCCGGUGACGGGCAUCCGUGUGCGGACGGAUGACUUUGGGGUGCGGCGGGUCGCGGCCGUGGAGACCGAGCACGGCUCCAUCCAGACGCCCUGUGUGGUCAACUGCGCAGGAGUGUGGGCGGACGCGGUCGGCCGGAUGGCUGGAGUCAAGGUGCCACUGGUGGCCAUGCACCACGCCUACGUCGUCACCGAGCGCAUCGAGGGCAUCCAGAACAUGCCCAACGUCCGUGACCACGACGCCUCGGUCUACCUCCGCCUGCAGGGGGAUGCCUUGUCCGUGGGCGGCUACGAGGCGAACCCCAUCUUCUGGGAGGAGGUGUCGGACAACUUUGCUUUCGGCCUCUUCGACCUGGACUGGGACGUGUUCACCCAGCACAUUGAAGGGGCCAUCAACCGGGUGCCCGUGCUGGAGAAGACAGGGGUCAAGUCCACAGUCUGUGGCCCAGAGUCCUUCACCCCCGAUCACAAGCCCCUGAUGGGAGAGGCACCCGAGCUGCGAGGGUUCUUCCUGGGCUGCGGCUUCAACAGUGCAGGGAUGAUGCUGGGCGGCGGCUGCGGCCAGGAGCUGGCCCACUGGAUCGUCCACGGACGCCCGGAGAAGGACAUGUACGGCUACGACAUCAGGCGCUUCCACCACUCGCUCACCGGCCACCGCCGCUGGAUCCGCGAGCGCAGCCACGAGUCCUACGCCAAGAACUACUCCGUGGUCUUCCCCCACGACGAGCCCCUGGCCGGCCGCAACGUGAGGCGGGACCCUCUGCACGAGGAGCUGGUCGCGCGGGGCUGCGUGUUCCAGGAGCGGCACGGCUGGGAGCGGCCAGGAUGGUUUCACCCAGGAGGCGCGGCUCCGGUCCUGCACUACGACUACUACGGGGCUUACGGGAACGAGGCGCACAAGGACUACGCCUACAACCGGCUGCUGGGGGACGACUACACCUUCGACUUCCCGCCCCACCACGACGUGAUCAAGCGGGAGUGCCUGGCCUGCCGCGGGGCCGCGGCCGUCUUCAACAUGUCCUACUUCGGCAAGUUCUACCUGCUGGGCGUGGAUGCGGGGAAGGCCGCCGACUGGCUCUUCUCCGCCGACGUCAGCCGACCCCCAGGCUCCACCGUGUACACCUGCAUGCUGAACGCGCGCGGCGGCACCGAGAGUGACCUGACCGUCAGCCGCCUGGCCCCUGGCCCUGAGGUCGCCCCCCUCGCCCCUGCCUUUGAAGGGGACGGCUUCUACCUGGCCGUGGGCGGGGCCGUGGCCCAGCACAACUGGUCCCACAUCACCACGGUGCUGCAGGACCGGGGGUUCCGGUGCCAGCUCAUCGACCGCUCGGAGGACCUGGGCAUGAUCAGCAUCCAGGGCCCGGCCAGCCGGGCCGUUCUCCAGGAGGUGCUCGACACAGACCUGAGCAACGAGGCCUUCCCGUUCUCCACCCACAAGCUGGUGAGGGCCGCCGGGCACCUGGUUCGGGCCAUGAGGCUGUCCUUCGUCGGGGAGCUGGGCUGGGAGCUGCACAUCCCGGCGCCGUCCUGCCUGCCUGUGUACCGGGCUGUGCUGGCGGCGGGGGCCAAGCACGGCCUGGUCGACGCGGGCUACCGGGCCAUCGACUCCCUGAGCAUCGAGAAAGGAUACCGGCACUGGCACGCGGACCUGCGGCCGGACGACAGCCCCCUGGAGGCCGGCCUGGCCUUCACCUGCAAGCUCAAGUCCGCCGUCCCCUUCCUGGGGCGCGAGGCCCUGGAGCAACAGAGGGCGGCGGGCCUCCGCCGGCGCCUGGUGUGCUUCACUGUGGACGAGAAGGUGCCCAUGUUCGGCCUGGAGGCCAUCUGGAGGAACGGCCGCGUGGUGGGCCACGUGCGCAGGGCCGACUUUGGCUUCGCCAUCGACAAGACCAUCGCCUACGGCUACAUCCGGGACCCCAGCGGCGGGCCGGUCUCCCCGGACUUCGUGAAGAGCGGGGACUACAGCCUGGAAAGGAUGGGGGUGACCUACCCCGCCCAGGCCCACCUGAAGUCCCCCUUCGACCCCGACAACAAGAGGGUGAAGGGGAUCUAUUGAUGGGGCCGGGGGGCGGGGCCUGGGCUGCUCA
Molecule: messenger RNA, 2960 nt
Organism: Pteronotus mesoamericanus
Lineage: Eukaryota; Metazoa; Chordata; Mammalia; Chiroptera; Mormoopidae
Gene: SARDH
Product: sarcosine dehydrogenase
Exons: 22
Coding region: 155-2929 (924 amino acids)
Cellular component (GO): mitochondrial matrix; cytoplasm; mitochondrion
Molecular function (GO): sarcosine dehydrogenase activity; protein binding
Source: RefSeq, a predicted model, not a curated record